Prosopis cineraria is the source of this 2035-nucleotide messenger RNA. RefSeq names its product serine carboxypeptidase-like 51. Gene Ontology annotation, biological process: proteolysis. The coding region runs from base 191 to 1525 and encodes 444 amino acids. NCBI's taxonomy places the organism in Eukaryota, Viridiplantae, Streptophyta, Magnoliopsida, Fabales, Fabaceae. Gene Ontology annotation, molecular function: serine-type carboxypeptidase activity. The transcript is spliced from 13 exons. The record is from RefSeq and is a predicted model, not a curated record.
ACGGCCAUUAAUUGACCCCUCAUUUGUUCCUUCUGCGUCAAUCAGAUUCUAAUCAGUCUCAUCUUUUUGUUGUUUGCAUUGCACAAACUGCCAACGCUGUGCCCCAUGCUUGACCUGCUCCUUUUAAUUCGCUAUCUCCUUUGUUGCCGUUCAUUUUACAGAUUCGCUGCCAUUGCCUUCUAUCCUUCAAAUGGAAAAUCACUGCGUUCUUCUUGUCACUCUUCUAUGUCUUCCUCUGCUAUCUCACGGCGGACCAGUGAUAGCCUUGAAAACUCAAGACGGAUCAGAGGAAUGGGGAUACGUACAAGUCAGACCCAAAGCCCACAUGUUCUGGUGGCUUUACAGAAGUCCAUAUAGAGUUGAAGAUCCCUCCAAGCCAUGGCCGAUCAUCCUCUGGUUGCAGGGGGGACCUGGUGCUUCAGGAGUUGGUAUUGGAAAUUUCGAGGAGGUUGGGCCGUUGGACGCUAAUUUGGAGCCCCGGAAUUCCACUUGGUUGAGAAAAGCAGAUCUCCUGUUUGUGGACAAUCCAGUUGGAACAGGAUAUAGUUACGUGGAGGAUCAAAAGUUAUUCGUUAAAACAGAUGAUGAAGCAGCCACUGACUUGACUACAUUGUUGAUCGAGGUAUUCAAUGAGACUAAAAGCCUUCAACGCAGUCCUCUGUACAUCGUAGCAGAGUCUUAUGGUGGGAAAUUCGCUGUUACUCUUGCACUAUCCGCACUAAUGGCCAUUGAAGCCAAGACAUUGAAGCUUAUCCUUGGAGGAGUGGCAUUAGGAGACAGUUGGAUCUCCCCUGAAGAUUUUGUGUUCUCGUGGGGUCCUCUUCUGAAAGAUGUCUCUCGCCUUGACGAUAACGGCAUGCAAAAAUCAAAUAGUAUAGCUCAGAAGAUCAAGCAGCAGCUAGAGGAUGGCCAAUUCGUUGAUGCAACUAACUCGUGGAGUGAACUUGAGUCCGUCAUUAGCUCUAGCAGCAACAAUGUGGACUUUUACAAUUUUCUGUUGGAUUCGGGAAGUGAUUCAGCAACAUUAUUAGCAAUGAAGUUGGGAUUAUCGAGAGAAAUAGCAAUGGGCCAGUACUCCAAGUAUCUUACCUUAAGGAGGGCAUCUCCGGGUGGGGAUGCUGAUCUUGACACCUUACUAAAUGGUGUCAUAAAGAAGAAGUUGAAAAUAAUUCCUGAGAAUGUCACAUGGGGAGGGCAAUCUGGUGAUGUUUUCACAUACCUGGAAGGCGAUUUUAUGAAGCCAAGAAUUAAUGAGGUAGAUGAGUUGCUAGCCAAGGGAGUCAAUGUGACUGUGUACAACGGACAAGUUGACCUCAUUUGUGCCACUAAGGGGACUGAAGCAUGGCUCAGGAAACUCAAGUGGGAAGGGCUUCAAAAUUUCAUGAACAAAGACAGAACACCUCUUUACUGUGGAAAUAACAAAAGUACUAAAGGCUUUCUCAAGUCAUACAAAAACUUGUCCUUUUAUUGGAUCCUUGGUGCCGGCCAUUUUGUAAAUACCUUUUCCUUUUCCUUAAAAAAGUGAAAAGUUAAUUAACGAAAGCGUGGGGGAUGGAUCCCAAAAUGACUCUCUGGGGGGGCCAAAAUAAUAAAUCAUAUAAUUGUGGAGGCGCAAAGGUUAGUUUUAGCAUUUUUUUUCAAGUAAAAAUGAAACAAUUUUUUGAAAAAAAAAAAAUUGUGCCCCUGCUUGCCCCACUGUGAAUCCGUCACUUACUCCAAUACAUUUACAUUAAUGAAGAUCAUGAUAGGAUUACACGCUCUAAGCAUCCAAGCAUAUGCUGUCAAACUUGGAUACCCUAAAAAAUUCAGAAUGAAGCCAUGGCGGAAAUGGGGUGUGAUGCUGCUAUGAAAAGCCAAACACCUGCAGAUCCCAUGAUUUCGUUUUAUGAUAUCGGUUAAGAGCUUCCUGAGAUUCCACUUAGUUGUGGACUGCAUGGCCAAAUUUUCUUCUCCAAUGCUGCGUGUCCUUAGAGAAUCAGAAAAUGAAGUGUCAAUGUUUGUUCUCGGUUUUGUCUUACUAUUUGUUUGCUGGCUU